AUGAACUAUCGAACCGAUGCCAGCAAAUCGACCUUCUUACUCUGUCGCCUCCUCGUGCAGCAGCGACUGAGGGAGAUGCUAGACGCCUGGAUACCUCGCCAGGCUGGGGAAAUCCUGAGGUAUGCCGAACGCAAUGAGCUCAUGAUCUUCGCACAACUCAGGGCAAUCUACAGUCCCCAAAUAAGGGAACCGUGCCGCUUCUCAGAUGCGAUGGAACAAAGUUCCUGACGAAGAAGUCGCAGAUUCUGAAGCGCUGAGCCAAGCACUUCAAAAGUGCUCCCAACUGCUCAUCUAAAAUCUCUGACUCCGUCAUCGACCGACUCCCCCAAGUGAAAAAAUGACUACCUGGAUCUGCUGUCUUCUCUCCCAGACGAAAUCCGACGUGAAAAUACUGGGUUCUAGCGUGAUUCCGGUUGAAAUAUGUAAGCACGGCGGUCCCCACUUCAUGGAUCAACUGACAACGCUAUUCCAGGAGCUGUGGCCCCGAGGACAAGUUCCUCAAGACUUCAAGGAAGCAACUAUCGUCCAUCACCACAAACGGAAAAUGAACCGGCAACUCUGUGAUAACCAAAGAAUCUCUCUGCUCAGCAUCGUCGGGGAGAUCUUCGAUCGCCCUACUUAACUUCUGCCGGAAAGCCAGCGCGGUUUCCGCCGUCACCGUGAAACCAAAAACAUGAUAUUCACCGCCCGUCAGCUAUAGUAGAAACGUCAGGAAAUGCGGACCCACCUCUAUAAUACAUUCAUUGACCUUAUGAAAGCCUUCAACGCGGUAAAUCGCGACGGACUGUGGAAAAUCAUGCACAAAUUUGUCUGUCCUGAGCGAUUCACGGACUCGGUGCGUCAGCUCCACGACUGGAUGUGGGCACGUGUCACGGAAAACUGGGUCGUCUCAGAAGCAUUCCCAGCAACCAACGGAACGAAGCGGGGCCGCAUGCUCGACACUACCCUCUUCAACCGCAUAUUUUCUGCCAUGCCGAUGGACGCCCACGGUGAUUGGCAUCUCGAAAUCCAAAUAGUUUACAGGACCGACGCUCAUCUUCUCAACAGCAGGUGCAUGCAAGCCUUGACGCGUCUACUCCUGACUACUGCUCUUUGCGGACGACUGUCCGCUUAAUACCGUGACAGAAGGUGACACACAACAGAGCGUGGACCUCUUCGCCUCCAGAUGUGCCAACUAGGGGCUGACCAUCAGCAGAACUCCGUAUGGCAUCGCCACGGUCUCCACAUGAACGUCGAACUAAAGAUGUACAAAGCUGUCAUAUUGGUGAUGCUGCUGUAUGGUGCGGAGACCUGGACGGUCCACAAGAAAAGACCGCGGAAGCUCAAUCGCUUCCACUUCUGUUGUCUCUGACGGAUACUAAAGCUGACGUGGCAGUACAGGACCCCGGACACGGAAGCUCUGGAACGGGCUGGAAUCCUCAGCAUCCACGCCAUGCUGAGUUACCUGCAGUUACCUCGUGAGCAUGAACGACCAGCGCCUGCCAAAACAACUCUACUACGGAGAUGUCACUAAGGGUGUUCGCCGACAAUGGAGUCAAACUCGCCAUUACGAUCCCACCGUUAAGAAUUCCUUGAAACGACUAAAAAUCAACCAAUGAACUUUGGAGAGGAUCGCACAGAACCGACCGGCCUGAAAAAAAGAUCAGUGAAGAUUGAAGCAACCACCUAUGAAGCCAACCAGACUGCUGCUGCCCAAGUCAAAAGGGAGUUCGCAAGUCUCAGUCGUCCCUGACCAGUAACACCAGCCCACAACCCUCCCAACAUACCCGCGCUGUCAACUAACAUUCCGCGCCUGAAUAGGCCUUUUCGGAUAUCUCCGGACUCAGUGCGCCAACCCGACAACUUCAGCUGUUGCCUUCACGUCUGUCCCUGUCCCAACACCCACGGCGUCCACUAUGACGAUCGUCCGCACCACCGAUUCUCUACACCGCUGUGCCCCGUCGCCGUCGAUCACCGCCAUCUCCAUCCUCCCUGUCAAAAUGUCCGCGGUGAUACGACCACCGCCGCAACUUCCACUCCCACCACCGAACAAAACUCUCCUGAUGGCCCGCCAACCACCACUCCGCCCCCGGCCUGUUCCUAUUUCGACCACAUAUUUACCUCACGCAUCGGCAUGAUCGGUCAUUUGCGAAUCCAUCGCACUGCGACCGCGGCACGCCUGCCAAGGGCCCCGCAUGCACUUGCUGCACCCGCCCUCACUGCCCACGCACAUUCAUACUUCGCAUGGGCCUACUCAGCCACAUGCGUGCCCACAACAGCGGAAUUAAUUGCUGUAUCGACACAUAUAACACACCUUGCGCAUCCAGCUACCCUUCCAUCCCGACCCAAUCAACUUUCCAUCGACCGAAGCGCCCGCCGCUAG
Spirometra erinaceieuropaei is the source of this 2362-nucleotide messenger RNA. Lineage: Eukaryota; Metazoa; Platyhelminthes; Cestoda; Diphyllobothriidea; Diphyllobothriidae. The record is from the annotation of a GenBank genome assembly.